AGCCCCUUAAAACCCUGACAGCCGACCCCGUUCUGGUCUUUGGUCGAUUUUUAUUAACAGCGAAGGGGCUCAUACAUAACUAAGAUUUUGCUUUAAUGGGUCCAAGUUCAGAUGAGCCGACACUAGUAACCCCAUAGUCGCUAUUACAGUCGGCCCUACUCGUUUGCACGUCGUUCGAAAUGGAAUGCGACCUUUUUCAAUUCACGGCAUCAAGAUAGAACAAGUAAUAUCUUAGUUUUUCGCUGGGCACGGACUGGCUCAGUCACUUGAAUAUCCUUCCAUUGAUUUAUGUGACAGUGAAGACUUCCAUUAUAAUCGUUUUGGGGUAGCUUUGGCUCUGACUGCAUGAGGAUUCUAUCCUUUUUUGUGUUGUCCAUCUGAAGUAAGUUGUUGAAGAAUUCUCAGUCAUUCGUUGUAUCGUUUUCGAGUCUUACUUGUAGUGCCUUCUAUUAAGAUACUAUCGAGCAUUAAGAAGUUUAGGACUGAAAGUAUCUUGACCUUCUAUUAUAUGUAGAAAUCAGUACCGAUAAACCAAAUAAAAUGUCUUCUUUAUCCAGCAGAACAAUUCUGGCCAGAAAGAUGCUGGCGAGAAAAGCACGGCUUCUAUUCAACUUGGCAGUCGGGGCAAGCGUGGGCGUGCCAGGCCUCAAGAGUCCUGAUGGCAACCGAGACCGUACGAUGAAUAGGGAGGUGGACGACAACGGCAUGGACGUCGAAAAAGCAAUCAGUUUUGAAGCCGGUACUUUCAAACCUGACCUUGUAAAUUAAGGGCUGCCAAUUGACCUCUUUAUAAUUAUUUCGACCAGAUAUUUUUUUAUUCGCCACUCGUCGUUUUAUCACUUUUCGUCUUCAAGUAGAUGAACAAGAGGACGACAAGUCUAAGAAUAAAUGAUUGAAAGUUAGUGAUAGCCGAAAGAGAUAUUCACCAUACAUAUGCAACAUUAUAUGCAACAUUAAUCAUGUAAUACAUUAUGAGUGUACGGCCGGGUAACCUUGGGGGCCGGACUGAGAGAUUAGCUCUUGGUCUUAGGUCUUGCUCGGCAAAGCCACCCUCGUUUUCUCCUUAACACUUGGUAGUAGGGACCGUUGGGAAGUUUGACUUUUAGUUCAACAAGGAUGAUCGACAUUAGUUCGACGUUGAUUCGUGUUCUACACAGUCUGCAUUGAAUUGUCGUUCUACCCGAGUUGAGUUUUAGGUUGUGUGACUUCUUGAUAGUCUUACUGUUACCUCGUAUGGUGCAGCCGCUGUGUAGCCUUGUCCGCCUGCACUGUAUCCGAAACCUAACCGAUAAAGAGGCAGUGGCGUCGUGCCAAGAAUUAGAAGACUCUAAGACAUUAUCGAUGCUCUGGCAAAGGGCAUGCAAGGUCUGACAUUUGACCAAAAGGAUAUAACGAACCUGGCCACCAAAGAGGGGCUGACGAAGUGUGCGAGGGAUUGCGGUGGGCGAGGCGCUCCUUUUUCAGAUGAUAACUCAUCUUACGACAUAGGGAAAAGGCUCAUGGCGAACGAGCAGAUGGGCAAAAGAGUUCAGUCCGUAAUUGAGGUCUUUGGUGCAACCCAAUAUCGAGAUUUUUGGACACGGGUUCGUCUGGAUACUUCGCAGCGCUGGGAAAAGUCCCAGGAGACGAUGUUGGGAACAGUCUUGCCAUGGUCGAUCUACAGGCCUUUAGAAAUCAUAAAAACCCAAGCCGAAGCCUGCGAGAGCGCAGCUGUUCGAGAAAAAAGAUGGCAAACGUGUCUCGCAGCCAUCUGGCCGUUAGAUGACGAAAGUUAGGGCCACUACUUCAAACUACAUAUUGAUAUUUCAUGAUCUGCUUCCCCCAAAUACAUCAAUCAUACAAAUACUUUGUCUUUUUGGUUUUUUUAGUUGCGAAGGCUCCACCAAUAUCAAUAAUACUAAGAAAAAUGAAGACUACAUCUACAGCUGAAGUGCAAAUACAAGCAUACAAGACAGACAACAAGAUGAACUUGAGCAAUAAUUAUAACGACCAUCUCUUCUAAGAAACGUGGGCCCAUGCAAAAGGAACAUUCUACUCUUUGGAUAGUGAGAGACAUUUCUUCCUUCUCGCCCUGUGCAUGCGGUCCGAUGAAGCUGCGACCAUGUGGGCAGAUUUUCUUUUGCGUGAUAGACAAACGGACCAGCCAGUCCCCCCACAGGAAUUCUGGCGACGGCUCAACAGCAUCGACGUGAUGCUGGGGAGGAAAUAUGAAAGUCCAGACGUUCACAAGCAGGCAAUUAUCGAAGAGGCUAUUGCCACCAUAAAGAAAUAUGGAUACCUAUCCGCAGACGCAGCUGAGGGCGUGUUUCUGUUCGAGCCUGUAGAAAUAGCCUUGAUUACCUACGAGACCGAGAUCUCGUCCUCGGAUGAGAAUGAGAGGAAGGGGGAGAGCACCACCAAGCCUCAUUCUGCUCAAGAAUGCCGGAGAAUCGUGACCAAAACGUUACCACUUGAUCCGAGUGUUAAGACGUCGUCCCCUGAGAAAACAAGAUCGAUCUACCUCCAUCGCUUAGGAAGAAGCAUGGGCAUGUUUUUCUCGCAUGUUUUUCAAGAGAAAAACACGCUAAGGACUAGAGCAGAUGAGAUGUUUCAAGAUGGGAUGACUUACGGCGCUUACCUAGUUCUAAUAGUAACUGCGCGAGUGAAUUUUUGGAACAAACACUACGCGAGCUUGUCUUCAAGUUUUUGUUGCGGGAACGUUUAUACUCCGAGAAGCCUGUUGACGAGGACUCCCGCCGCCUUUCAGUCUACGAUAAAGUGCAUUUGAACCGCAUGCGAAUCGGCAUAAAAAAGCGCCCCACGACGACUCCUCCUUCACGAACAUCUGCGGCAGAGGAGAUAGGGGUCCGUAGGCAACAAGCUGCUGCACAAAGCAAUGACGCAGAUGAUGACAAGGGGCGAUGGCAGGCGUUUCGCGACCUUCGCAAUUGCCAGCUUGCUGACGUUUUAGCAGAGGAGUUAGCAUGUUCUCAGGGUGAAGCCGUUCGAAAACUCGUCCCGCAUUCCGGUUUGAACCGCGAAGCACGUGUGAUGCAUGUAAUUCGACAGCUUUCUUCGUCUGCUCGGGUGCCAAGCACACAUACCCUUGUCCUCGACGUUUGCUUUGGAGAUGAAUUGUCAAAAGCUACUAAGAAUAAAGGUGCAGGAGCUGCUGACAAUAAAACAAACUUGCCCCCUUCAAGCGGGACAGGAGGAGGAGGAGGCAGUAAAAGACCGGGAGACCGCUCCUCAGACAAGGAUGCGGACGGUUCGCCAGGGGAUAGCAGUAUGCGAACAGGUAUUUCCACGACUUAUAAUUUCAAUUACAAUUAGAAUGAUAAUUUGUUUUUUUUUUCGACGCAACGAUCAUAAGAUUCAGUUGUAACUGAGUCCAAAAAGUAGGGCCCGCCUUCUCAUAUCAUCAAUCUGCGAUGGCUUUCAGUAUCACUAGCAGUAGCUGCAUUCAUUGUUUUCGGCCAACCGUGAGUCUUCGUCUCGAGUCAUCUUCCUUCUAGGAUUUUGUAUCUGUUCUGUAGAUAGGGUUGCUAUCCCUCUUUUCCACAAGUACCUGGGGUAUUCGAGAAGUGCAAUUUUUCAUCGCAUCUUCAAAUAGAGACAGAGUACGUAGUUGCAAAUGUAACUACUGCGUUGAACGACAUGUUGAUGUCUGUGUGGCAUUCAGCAUCUCUUUCAGUGCGUCUUGCUUUAUUGGAACUUGCUGAGGAGGUAUCAGCAUUAAACUUCUACAAUGCUGUUUUAUCACGCUCUGCUAUCGUCCGUGAACAACCAAAGUAGGUCAACGAACAAUGGACGGACCACAGCACGGCAAUGGGGGUAGCUUAGGCGCAGGGGCAUCUUCCUCGUCAGGUGCUAGCACUUAUACUCGAGAAGCGGGAAGCGGUAGCACUUAUCGAGUAGGUGGCCCCCGGUUUUCGAACCCUUUUCCAACUAUUGCCCUCCACAUUGAAGAUAUCGGAGACGGUGCCGACGAGAAUUCUGGAAAAGGCGACGAUUCUGAUGACGGAAAAAUACCAGAGCCCUCUGCUUAUGAGAAAAAUCCUCUGCAACCUCAAAAGCUUCUUAGUUGAAGAAGAACAGCAAGAUCAAGAACAAGAUGCUCCACGACUGGUGUGCGUUUUCCUUUACUCAUACUAAAUGUAUAAUAUCUGAGACCUUUUUUAUUUGUUUGAUGAUGAUAAAAAUGAAGAUAUUAAUGUACUUCGGAGUCGCCACCUGGUCCGAUUCAUCAAGUACGUAACAGGUAAAGGAAUUUCUGAUACUUAUAAUUUGCUUCUGAUGAUGUUCUCCUCAGCCUGUACUAAUAAAUCGAUCAAAUACAAGAAGAUCAAAUAACAAUUCAGAGUACAAUUCAAAGUACUUAGUUUGAAUUGUUUGAUCUUCAUCUAUUUGACCGAUUUAUUAGUACCAGACCUUGGCAGCUGUCGGAGGUGGCGUUCUCAAUGGAAAUUCAAGAUUCAGACGCGACCACGGGAUUGUUCAUGGUUCUGGCGUUUCCUCUUCUAAUUUCCAUUCUAUUCUUUGUACCCGCCGUAUUCUGGUGGGAGAGAAGCACAUACAAUCUGGGAAUUGGAUUGCAAAUAUUGCCCGCUAAGGCGAGACGGAAAGGCUGAUCUCACGAUUCCCGCUGUAAUGCAUGAACAAGAGUCGGAAUAUCCCAGCAGCGUAGACUUUGACGAUUUGGACGAGGCCGAGUCGACGGCGCCAAUGCUUGGUCGUUUCUUCAAGGCAGUAUGCGGCACCGCGACGCCCUCGAGGUGGCGUGAGAUAAGGCGCUCAGAUCGAGGUUGUGGGGAUGAAGGCGAAUUGAACGAGCCUUCUCGAGACGUUGCAGGAGAUCGACUCCGCCGGCCUCCGGACCGGGGAGCGGCUGCUGCUAGAGAACAAGCUUCAGUCGGAGGCAGCGGCGAAGGACACGAGGGAUCACGAGGAGGGACGCGUGGCCCUCUUUUGUCACCCACCCAAGGAACUACGCGAGACCCUAUGCCGGCAGAAGUUUUCGACGCUAGUCAAAGUCAAACAGAGACUCGGAGAAGGCGUCCAGACGAACGUACUGGGAAUAAUUACGACGAGGGAAGGGCCGGCACCAGCGCCGGCAGACAUUUCCAUGGUCGAGCAACGGCUUUCAGGAGUUGGCGUGCCUUCAAUUUCAAACUUCCCGAUGUGGCUAUCCUCCGGAAGGCCCGCAAGACAUGGCGCAGCUUGCUGGGACUCUGGCAUGGCAACAUUAUGGUUGUCAGUAAUUCGUCACGUCUGGGCGCUUCAUCCGUCCCUCAAGAACAUGUCAGUCUGAGCCUAGAAGACAUACUCCGGAUCAAGAACAUGCACGUAGUCGACUACCUCCUAUUUCUCUGCAUAAGCUGAGCCAUCUUCUGUAGCUAUCUGAGCCAUCUAAAAAUAGUUAGACUCAUCUGAGCGAUCUACUAUAUGCACUCUGGGGGAUUGAACUAUCUAUCUUCCUCCCCCACUGUAUGUAUGAGGGAUCAAUGAGGUUCGGCGCUAACACAAAAGUAGACGACGACAAGGGGACUCGAUUGAUCGAUCCACAUGGUACAGUGGAGACGAGGACGUUGUGUCGGUUGGCAGAGUCUCGGUUGCUGGAGGACGUUUGUCACGGUGAUACACCUGGCCUGCAAAAUGACCUUCUUUUUCUUAAGAAAAUAGAAAUAACUGAAACUCGGACUCUCUCCUAGGCAAGCUGCCAAAUAGGUUCGAAUCGUCAUGAAUAAGAAUAACUGAAGAUAUUCAGCAAAGCAUAGGAAACUCCAGAGAUUGAGAGACUACUCCUAUGACUUCUACUUUCUUACAACGAAGUAGCCCCCUGGUGUGGUUCCCCCGGGGAGGGAUACGAUGGGAACCAGAGACCCUCGCUAGACCAAACGCAUGCACGGACAGGGACAUGCUUGAACAGGCGCCACAAUUGAGAAAAAGCCUGAGAAGUGUCAGCCCUGGCGGGGCGUCAUCGGGCGCGCUGCCGCGGGGCGGCGGGCCUUAUGAGUGCGCGCCGCUUGCCUCCAGAGGAGACGUGGACGCCCGGCAGGGGUGGACGCGCCUGCGGGCCUAUCUUCAAGCGGAAGGCCCAAGCAAACACAUGCCACGCCUUGGGACUUUUUUCGCCGGGGUCUGAGGCAUUCAGAGGCCGCGCCGGUCUGCGGGGGUUCAGAGGUGUAGGGCGUUGCCCGUGGGGCGCGGCGCUGCAAGCAGGUGACGCGACUGCACGCAAGCAAGCGACGCGGCUGCAUGAGGCCGCCGCCUCGCACCAUCGGGCAGCGCGAGCCACGGGCCUGGGAGGGUGAGAGGAGAGCGCGGCGCCAAAGCGGACGCCAUAUAUUAUAAGUUUCAAAGCCCACGCCCGAACUGCGUGAGCCCAGGGCUGGGGGGAGAGGAGAGCGGGGCGCCGAAGUUGGUAAGUACGUGGCCGCCUCAGCUUUCAAAGUUCACGCCUUAACUUUCAAAGCUCACGCCUUAACUUUCAAAGCCCCCCCACGCCUUAACUUUCAAAGUAGAGCCAUGCCCUAGCUUUCAAAAUUCAUGCCCUAGCGUUCAAAGCUCACGCCUUUCCUUAGCUUUCAAAGCUCUGCAGGCCCUAUCAAAAUUUAAAAAUCCAUGCCCAAACUUUCAAAGUAGUCCAUAUCAUAUCUUAGCUUUCAAAAUUCAUGGCCUAACAAAUUUCCAAAGUUAGUUCAUGGCUUAACUUUCCGAGUUUAUGUCUUAACUUUCAAAGUUCACGCCUUAACUCUCAAAAUUCAGGCCCUAACCUUCAAAGGUCAUGCCCUAACCUUGUCCAGAGUUCACACCUGAACUUUCAAAAUUCAUGCCCUAGUUUUCAAAGUUCACGCCUUUACUUUCGAAAUUCAUGGCCGAGCUUUCAAAGCUCACGCCCUGGCUCUCAGAGUUCAUUUCCUGGCGCUCCGAACUACGACGCAGCCCGCCGCGGGCGGGGGGGUCUGGUGCUUUGCUUGGGGCUGUCUUGGCGCGGCGCGCCGGCUUUCGACUGACUGCCCCUCGUGAUGUCUCUCGCGUUGUUUCUACUGCUGCACCUGCUUGAGCUUCUUCGGUGUUGGUUUUCUUUUACGCUUCCGGCCUCUUUUACGAUGACGGCACCGGCAAACGCACCCGGACCGCGGCGCCCCUUGCUAGGGCGGCCCUCCUGCAUUUGCCUAGCGUGUCGCCGUGCUUCAGGUUCCGCCUGCUGGCUGUCUGUAGGUCUGUGGGUGGCCGUCUGCCUUUCUCUUAGUAAGAUAUAAGAAUAGUUAUGGCCUAACUUUCAAAGUGUAUGGCUUAACUUUCAAAAUUCAUGCCCUAACUAACUUUCAAGAUUGGCCCAUGUCCUAAGUAACUUUCGAAGUUCAUGAGUAUAAUUAGCAAAGCGCUGCGCGUUUUUGCGCUGUUGUCUCCGCGUGAUGUCUUGGCCUUCAAAAUUCGAAAUCAAAACUCAAGAUCAAGACUCAAAAACCAAAGCCCAAAACUCAAAAUCAAUGCCCAAGACCUAGCCUCUGUAUCAAACGUCAAAACUAAAAAAUCAAAAUCAAGGCAAAACUUUACAAGUAAAGAGAUUUUUUAUCAGCGGGAAAGUAACACGAUCAGUUAUGGGUAAACAGCUCAUCUCUACAUUGAAGCUCCAAUCAAAGGUAAGUUUCAUUCUUCACGAAGUGCUGCUGCUGUAAUAACUGCCGGACCUCGUAGUAUUCCCCUUGCUUUAGUCCUCUAUCUCUAAUGACACUGAAAGUAGGGAAAUGCGUCAUGCCUGGAUGAAUUAUCUAUAUCGUCGAAGCACAAUGAGAAACGGACACGCAGCACUAUCCGAACAAGCGCAAUCGCGAGAAAGUCGAGAAAGCAGCUUGGAUGCAUAUUCUAUGCCGCCUGUGCUUGAGCACUUGCAUGUCGUAGCCACGAGGUAUUACGAAGCCGAUCUUGAAGACGACGAGCCUCGCAUGUUAUACCUAAGGCAGUGGCAGUAAAUUCUUAUUCUUGGAAGAACGUGGCUUAAAUUCAUAGACAAGACAUAGUUGGUAGUGCUAGCUUAUACAUUCGACUAAAAUGAUCAAAAAACUCUUCGUUCCUAAGUGGUAUACUAUAAUUAGUCUUAAAUGAAACACGUGGGCUGGAAUUUGCAUCCUUCGGCCGUUUCUCAACAACCGUACGCAAUGCGUUGCCCCCUGGCUCCUUAUAUAUUGUAGAUGCCCAGAAAGCGGGCCCAUCAAGGAGCGCCCGCUGCGCUGGGCGUAGGUUAACAACUAGACAGCUAACUAAGACACAGAAAGACAAACGAAAAGAGUCGCCAAGCCUGCGCGCCAAGGCUGGAAAGGCUGGCAAGCUGACUCCCACUGUGGCGAGGCUAGUGAGCUGGCUACUGCGACGGCUAUGGCUACUGCCUUGGCCACCUUGCUUACGUUACUGGGAAGCCAAUGGACGCCAGGGCCGGCCUCGGCGACCUCAGAAGCGGCGGCCACCUGGCUUGGAGGCCAUCCGUGGCAAGGUAGCUCAGAAGCCAUGACCAGCAAGCUUGGAAGCCAUCCGUGGCGAGUUAGCUCAGAAGCACUGGCCAGCGAGAUUCCUUGGAAGCCAUGGCCUGCCCGCUUGGAAGCAGUGAUGAGCUUGCCCAGAAGUCGUGGCCAGCUAGCCUGGAAGCCAUGGCGAGCCAGCUCAGAGAGAAGCCAAGGCCAGCUAGCUUGGGAGCCAUGGCGAGCUAGCCCAGAAGCCAUGGCCAGCCAGCUUGGAUGCCAUGGCGUUGGCGAGUUAGCUCAGGAGCCAUGGCCAGCCAGCUUGGGAGCCCUGGCCCCCGAAGGCGUGGCCAGCCAGCUUGGGCGCCAUGGUGAGCGAGCUCUGAAGCCUUUCUCAGCUAGCUUAGAAGGAAGCCGUGGCCCGCCAGCUUGGAUGGAAGCCAUGGGUAGCGCUGAAGCCAUGCCCAGCUAGCUCGGGCAGCUAGCUCAGAAGCGUUGGGCGGCUAGCUAUGAAGCUUAGGCCAGCUAAUUCUGAAGCCCUGGCCAGCUAGCUCUGAAGCUUUGGCGGCCAUCUUGCUAGCUUAUACUGCGAAGCCAGGCAAUAAACUUGGACGCCCUGGCUGACUAGCUCAGAAACCGUUCCUGCCAGUUUGCUAGCUCUGAUGAAGCCAGGUAGCUCCGAAGCCAUGGCCAGAUAGCUUAGAAGCUAUGGCCAGCCAGCUUGGAAACCAUGGGGAGGGAGCUCCAAAGCCCUGGCCAUGUGGCUUAGAAGUCAUGGAUGGCUAGCUAGCUCAGAAGCCUCAGCCAGGUCGCUUUGGGUGGGGCUAUGCUUGGCCAGCUAGCACAGAAGCCUUGGGCAGCUCCCUUGCCUAGAGGCCACGGGCUGGCCAGCUGCUUCCGUCAACAUAGCUGUCGCAACUUCUGCGCUAGCCGCUUCCUGACGAGAGUGCUUAUAAAUAAUCGCCAACUCUAUUAAGAGAAGGGUCCUGAAGGGAGCUCCUUAAGGGUGGCACACCUUUUCCUUUAAGGAGCUUUCUUAAGGAGUUCCCUUAUAAGGAGCUUUCUUGAGGGCCCACUCUUAAGGAGAUCGCAGAAUUUGCUUAAUUGUUUAUGUAUUAAUUUAAAAAUCUUAUUUAGUGAGCCCUGAAGAUGUAGCUAGGAUGCUUCAUCUUCAUGCCUUUGAGUUCCGACCCGGCACUUCUCGGAAACUUACCAUUUAUUCAGUAGAAAAAGCGCGGAGAGGAUCAUCAACAAGAGCGAGGCAGCGACGAGAAACAUUCAAAUUGUCGUCGGCCUUUUUUCAAAAUCGCCAUAUUUCUUUGAUCUAAUUCGGGAAGCCAUGCACGAUGUUGCAAGACUCUUUCCGGGGACCUAUGUGGCGCCGUCGCCGGUUAGUGCUGCGGACGCAAGCCGCAGGUCUGCGGGUCUGCAUCUCACGGAGGAAGACGAAGAGAACAACUUGCUCCUUCACUCUUAUGAGGCUACCUCGUCUCCCAUUGAUUUACCUUUUUUCCCUUCCGGUUCCUCUUCACUUCCAAUAUCACUAGGGACAGAUAGAAAUGAUUGGCUACCCUUCAAAGCUGAAGUCUCAGCAUUAUAAGUAAUUUUCAUCGAAGUCAAAAGUCCAGAGCGACAGUUUCUGCAACUUCUAAUGUAAAAACAGCGAACAACAUGUCGUUGGUGACCAGCUAGCUCAACGAAGUCUGGCUAAUUGGUCACUACGCAGGGCCGCAAUGGGAAAACGGCGGCGUCGUUAUGCAAAACCGCCAAAAUGCUGCUGUGUGAGGCUGACGAAAUCGCUUCAUCUGAUGUUGCGGGAUCCGAGAGCAGGUGGAGCGUGUUUUUCAUUUGUCGCCUAUCUGGGCUUUAUGGCCUACUUCAAUCUCCUCGGAGUCGCCCCGGCUGGACGUGAUAACAGCGCGACCGCUGUUAUUGAUCAUGACCAUGCGAACAAGUCUGAGAAUUUCUACGGCGGUUUAAUGCAAGAACACUACAGCAGGGAGGAACUUGUGGCUGACUCUACAACGACAGGUCAAGAAAGAACGGCUGCGGAAGGAGAACGAUUAGCGCUCCUUCUCCAAAUCCAAGAACUCGACGCAACUCUCCAGCUAAGAACUAAGGAAGCUGAGCAAUGGAAGCGAACGGCAGAGGAGGCCCUGCUACACCAAAACUUUUCCUCUGAUACACAUAUUUCUUCGUUCACCGAGUAUGAGCAGAAUGCAGAAGGUGACGCGCAGACGAAGAUGAUGGACACGAAGGAGGCCACGAAAAGCGCAACGCCACAGCAGGGAACAGCACGAUCAGAUGAAAAAGGCUUUUUGCAUGUUCGGAGGGACCCCCCGGGAAGUUGAUGAGCAGUAAUUACUAUGUAUGCAGCUUCGGCACACGACGCAACGGGUCCCGGCAUUGAGCAACUUUCUUCCUUUACGUCUUUAUUUCCGCCAUGUGACGCCAUCUUGUCAUACUAGGAUUUCAGCUCGUGGGACUUGGUGAAGCGGAUCCUGCAGUUGCAUCAGUCGUGCAAAGAAGAGGCCUGCUGUGUUCAUUCAAGCACGUACUUACAGCGGUCGGUGAAGUCAUUGAUUCAAGCACGUAACUUGGAUAAAAUAAAAAUUGUAUAUUGUUUUGUAGGGCAUCGCUCCUGUGUAGUUUCUCGACACUCCUCUUGCGCCUGACGCUUAAGGCUUACAUUUUCUACGAGUUCAUCUUUACAUUUUCAACCCUUAGAUUUUCCAAGAGCAAGUCCAGACUGUUCUUUACAUUUAAUUUUCAACCUCUCCAUAUGAGACAAGAAAGCUCUUACCCCGUAAAAGAAUGGCAUCAGAUGAUUUCGAUUGUCUUCUUCAUCGUCAGCAAUCUCUCUCUCUCUCUGCUUCAUAGAAUGGUUUUGGAUUUUCUAUCUGUAUCUCAAUGUUGUAGGUAAGUAUGUUGAUCCGUACUAUCAUAUCAACAUCUCGUUUUCUUUCGCGUAAAAAAUGUUGGAUUCGAAAGGAAAAAUGAAUGUUACAUCUCGUGGAGCUGAAAAAUGUUCUCACAGAACUGCUUCCAUGCAACAACUACGAACUGCUUACCAUGAUCUGUCGCAAUUCAAU
Molecule: messenger RNA, 11533 nt
Organism: Amoebophrya sp. A25
Lineage: Eukaryota; Dinophyceae; Syndiniales; Amoebophryaceae
Source: the annotation of a GenBank genome assembly